UUUNUCGGGUUUAAUUCUGGUACCGAUGAAUUUGCCAGCCAAGAUUCGAUAGGAUUUUCAGUAUCAAGCACGUGUGAUGAAAGCAGCAAUGAACUUGCAGCAUCACAAACUUCAGGGGAAGCAGUAGUUGGAAGAGUUUUCACUUGCAAUUUCUGCAAGCGUAAAUUCUAUAGUUCACAGGCACUAGGCGGUCACCAGAAUGCUCAUAAACGUGAGAGAACGUUAGCUAAACGAGCAAUGAGAAUGGGGAUCUUUUCGGAAAAGUAUGGUAAUUUGGCUGCUCUGCCUUUGCACGGGUCUACUUCCCGGUCCUUAGGGAUCAAGGCACAUUCUUCAAUGCACCAGGGGUUUCCACAAGCAAUGGGAUCACUUGAUUUCAGGACGAGCGCGAGAUUUGAAUAUGUACACCAUCAGAGUCCAUCUUUAUACGUUGAGGAUGUCGAUGAGGCUGAUCACUUAUUAUGGCCUGGCAGUUUUCGUCAAGUAACUAAUGUUGACAUCUCUCAUCAUCCUACUAUUAGUUUUACUGGAUGUUCGAAUGUGAAUUCUGUAGAGUGGACUCCAUCUGUUGAAAAAGACAAUUCGACACCAGAUCUCACACUGAGGCUCUGAGCAGUAGUACUUGAAUAGCGAGUCGCUUCAAUAUUUGGCUCUCUUACGAAAAUGUGUGCAUUUUGGAAUAUAUAUAUCACUAAACGGACGAUAAGGGCUCGUCAGGUCAGUGUAUUGGGAAUGUUAGUUGAUUGCCGUACAAUAGACGCUUGUAGUAGUCUUUUCCUGGAUCAUUGCAUAGCGAGAGCUUAGUGUACCAGACUACCCCUUUUUUGUCAAUUGUUGUACAAUGUGAAUGUAUUGAGUAUGACUUGUAACAAUGGUAUGAUUUUAGUAUUUACUUUAACAAACUUUAUUGAUGUUUUUAAGAUAGGG
This is a messenger RNA of Solanum stenotomum, 927 nucleotides long. RefSeq names its product zinc finger protein 4-like. Gene Ontology annotation, biological process: negative regulation of abscisic acid-activated signaling pathway. The annotation marks the transcript as partial. The transcript has a single exon. The record is from RefSeq and is a predicted model, not a curated record. Lineage: Eukaryota; Viridiplantae; Streptophyta; Magnoliopsida; Solanales; Solanaceae.